Siniperca chuatsi (mandarin fish) is the source of this 2473-nucleotide messenger RNA. It is a transcript of the gene timmdc1, whose product is annotated as translocase of inner mitochondrial membrane domain containing 1. The record is from RefSeq and is a predicted model, not a curated record. Lineage: Eukaryota; Metazoa; Chordata; Actinopteri; Centrarchiformes; Sinipercidae. Gene Ontology annotation, cellular component: mitochondrion. The transcript is spliced from 8 exons. Bases 207 to 1196 code for a protein of 329 amino acids.
UUGUGUAGCUGUACGCUCUGGCCGAGGUUAAAGGUCGGGAAAGUCAGGUUGAAAAUGAGACAGCAGAAGGGCAAUAAUGAAAAAAAGAAAUGUAGACACUAAAUGGAAAUAAUGUGCGGUAACCAGGCUUGCAGAGCUUCAUAAAACAAACAGUUCAUUGUUCAGGAAUUCUGCGCCGCUUGCAGCCUAAUGCCAGCUGAAGCGUGAUGCAUCCAGAACAGCCCAGAACGGGCUUCGCCCUGCAGAGACGACGGGCAGAUUCAGCCCCUCGGGGCACGCUGAGCACCGGCCUACUGCAGGGCCUCAUCCAGAGCGCCAGGCCUCCUUCCUUCUGCUUCCUGCUCCCCAGGGUCCACGCAGCUGAUGUGGCUGCUGCCCAGCCUGCACAGAUGCCUUCUUCUUCCUCCUCCUCCUCCUCCACCAGUCCUGCUCCUGCACCCAUCCCCUCUCCCAGCACCAUGCCAAGCAACAUGGGCAAGCCAGAAUUCCCAGACACAGGAUGGGACCGUAUCAAGGACCUCUUUGACAGAGAUGCGACACUGAGGUAUCCAGAGGAGCUGACUAAUGUGAUAAAGAGCGGUGUAGUUGCUGCACUAGCAGGCUUGAUCUACGGAGGCCUGCCAGCAGCUCGCCAUGCCAGGCAGAAGUAUAUCCAAGUCAGCCAGGCGGAAAUCUAUACCAGCCGAGUGGAAGCAGUGCGCUCAGCCCAUAAUGCAGCAAUCCGGGGUUUUGUGAGAUAUGGAUGGAGAUGGAGCUGGAGAGUGGCUGCUUUUGUCACCUUGUUCAAUUCUGUCAGCACAGGGCUGUCUGUGUACCAAGACAAGUGCGUCCUCAGCCACUAUGCUGCAGCUGGAGCUGUGACUGGAGGCCUUUUCAGACUGAACCUGGGCCUGGGAGGAAUGGUGGCAGGGACAAUCAUCGGAGCAGUGCUGGGGAUUCCCACUGGUGCUUUGAUCAUCAGCAUGCAGUCGCUGGCUGGAGAAACUGCCAGAGAGAGGAGGAGGAGAGAGCGCAGAGAACUUCAUGAGCUCAGGCUCGCAGAAUGGGCGGCCCGUCUGCAGUUGACAGAUGAGUUGAUUGGAGAUCUGAAAGUCAGCUCUCAGGCAGAGGAAACCAAUAAGGACAUGGAAAGGAUCCAGGAACUGCUCAGUUUACCACAGAAUGAGGAUUUGACUCAGGAUUCAAGCAGCCAAUGACAGUAGCUGCCUUACUGCCUUUUAUCAGUUGCGACGUUGAAGGUGGGACUUCACACAACUGACAAUAAAUGGGUCACUUCUUUGCCUGAACUGUCUCUUACUGAAUGGAAACUGCUUCACAUUAGAAUCAAGACACUGUUGUACCUCACCAACUACUGUCAAGGUGCCCUUGAGUAGCUAGUGAGCUGCUCAGUAGACAUUGGUUGUACUGGGCAACUGUUGUGUGUGUACUUGUACGUCUGUCUUUAUGAGGACCAAUUUGAGUUUUAGACAUUGGGAGUAAGGACAUUUUUCGAAAGUGACGAUAUUUUAGCCGGUCCGCGCUUUGGGAGAUACCUCUUGAAAGGACUGUUUUGAAAGUGAAAGGGACAGUUCACCCAAAAAUAAAAAAAAUACAUAUUUUACAUUCAAUCUUACUUGUAGUGUUUAUCUAUCUAGAUUGUUUUGGUGUGAGUUGCCGAGUUUUGGAGAUAUUUGCCAGAAUCAUGACCCGGUUACUCAAGAUAAUUCAGACCUUGGUGUGAGCAGUUUCAUGUAGGAACUAUCGGUAGAGAGACAAUCGUCACCACAUGAAACUGCUCAGAUGAUGACCAUUUUAGCGUUCCCAUUCAAGGAGUUCUGCAUGAUGCGGGUGAGCUUACCGUCUCUGUAGGUGGUGGCACUCUUCUGGCCUUCAUCAGUCUGUUUCUUGAUCACUUGGCUGAGUGUGAACAGACAGCAAAUGUGUUUCUUCACCUCCUGUUUGACUUGCUCUCUCAGAUCCAGCUAGAUCAACUAAAUUCAAAUGAGACCCAAUAAUGACUCCAUCAGCAUCAUGGAGAUCAAAAUCGAACUGAAAUAAAUGAGAGAACAUUUGGAUUGGGAUAAUUUAUACAUGCAAAUGUCAGACCUUUUCCCUUUGUUUUGUUGAAUGGCAGUGUUAAUUAAACCUUCACUAAAACUUGUUGGCUUAAAUGGACACUGGUCCCAUCCCAUCAUGACAAAGGUGCAGCACUUCUACAUUCCCACUAAAGAGUUUUUGGGUGGAACAAAUUAAAGCAAUGUAAGCGGUAUGUAAACAUUAAUGUCUAAAAAUAUUUUAAAUUGGGCUUCACUGGCAACUUGGUUUGGGGUCAUGUAGCUUGAAUACCGUAGUCAUCCUCUCCAAAUAAGAUAGGAAAGGAUGACUGCUUUCAGAGCAUUUAUAAAUGGGCUCUCAGUUCCCUCUUAUGGUGGCUUUAUGGAACUGCAAAUGUACCCUAAAUAAUACAGAAAAAUAAAUAUACAUGAUACAUUUA